Molecule: messenger RNA, 3424 nt
Organism: Uloborus diversus
Lineage: Eukaryota; Metazoa; Arthropoda; Arachnida; Araneae; Uloboridae
Exons: 18
Coding region: 11-3424 (1137 amino acids)
Source: RefSeq, a predicted model, not a curated record
UGACCACAAGAUGGUGAUAAGCCGGAAGAUGGUGCCCCUGGUAUCAUUCUUGGCUGCCCUGCGCAUCCUUACAGAAGCUCAAAGUUGCAAUAACGGUGUCGGGAAACUAAUGUUUGAAAGAGUAGCUGAUUACAAGCUUUCGGGGACAAGUAGCACUAGUUUCGGGGGAACGAGGAGAGCAGAGGUGAUCACCCGCAAGGACCUACCCAUCAGGGUCCUUUCUGAAUGCAUACGAAGAUGCGCGGAGGAUCGAACUACAACUCAACAUGUACCACAAUGUCGUUCCUUCGACUUCCUGCCGGGCAAAAGGAUAAGUCCCGCACCGGAAGGAAACGAAGUAAUAUCUGGUAGAAGCUCAACUCUAGCAGAAUAUGAAGAUUCUAGCUGCUACCUAUAUUACGAUCAAGCGUCACCAGACGGCUCUGAAACGCUUGUAAAAGCGCAAGAUGUAUGGCAUUUCAAUGAAGUCUGCAUUACGUCCAGCAAAGUCAGUACAGAAUGCAGCAAUCGGCUCUACGUCAUGGAGCGAACGCCUGGAUUUCGGUUUGAAGGCGGGUCUGGGGACAGAGAACUGUUUGCCGUUAAUCGAACAGACUGUGAAAGCAAAUGCAUCAACGAGGAAAGUUUCAAAUGCCGAUCCUGCAGUUUUGAUAGAGCUGGAUCUGUUUGUCGACUCAGUCGGGAGACAAGGGCAAUGAACCCAGGAGGAUUCAUGUCUGACGCUAACAGUGAUUACAUGGAAAACUUGUGCCUAUCUGGUUCUGAUUUGUGCUCUGCAACGGCUCUUAUUUUGGAGGCUGGCAAGGAAUUAGAAGGUGCUUACGAGCGGGAUAUGUUCACAGUUCGUGAUUUCAAAGAUUGUUCAGACAAGUGCAUCCACAGUCUAACCGAACGGGGGUUCAUGUGCCGUUCAUUUCUCUACUACGACAAAAGCAAGACCUGUGUUCUUUAUCCAGACGAUCCAGUCGGCGAUGCUGAAGGGCCGGAUAUCCAUAAACCCCUGAAGUCCAGCAGUGGAGAUCUGUACAGGUUGUUUUGUGGCACUUCCGACAGGGAUGCCCUGAUCAACAACCUGACCUUCGAAUGCUAUCGUCGGAAGCGUUUAGACGGUUCCCACCAGACCGAGAUCAAGUCCUAUUCCUUCCAGGAGUGCCUAGACGAGUGCAUGCGUCGCUAUAACAAAGAGUGCCGCUCCGUAGAGUACAGUUCCAAGUAUCAAUCCUGUCGGUUCAGCAGCUACGACGGAACCAUGAAGCCCGGACUAGUAGACGAUGACUUCUUCGAUUACUAUGAGUUCAAGUGGUUUCGCGGAGUUGGUGGAAACAGUGGCGGUACAAGCUUUGGAACAAGGGGCGGCCCUUGGUCACCGGGUGCGGCCGCCCCUGCAGGAAGUAUGUCCGGAAGUGGCGCGGCAAAUUGGCCAAGUAGCGGAGGAGCUUCAGGCGGAGCUCCCUCUUCUUGGAGUGGCGGUGGAAACAAUAUGUGGAAUCCUGGCAGUGGAUCCAUGGGCGGUAUGGGAGGCAUGGGAGGUAUGAGCGGUUCAUGGCCAAGCGCUGGAGGUAGCUCUGGAUCAAACUCAUGGGCAUCGGGCGCUGGCGGCAGUAGUGGAGGCAUGGCAGCAGGCAGCGGCGGCAUGGGCGCUGGCAACUGGGCCAGCAUGCCACCAAACUCAUGGACUAGUGGAGGAUGGACAAGUAGCGGAUUAUGGCCAAGUGCGGGAGCACCACCACCACCAGAACCUGUUCUUCCACCAUGGCCUGGAGCUCACUUUGCUUGGCCGCCAUUACCACCACUAAUAGGUCCCCACAGCGCUCAUUUCCCUCCUCCCCCGCCUCCUCCGCCACCUUAUCCGCCCCUUCCACCUCCGGAGCUGUGCGGAAAGUCCGGGGGCAUCGGCACCUUCAAGAAGAUCGGAUACGGUAUGAGGAUCCGGAACCACUUCAUCCUGCGCGUGCUCCGGGCAGACACUUUGCCGGACUGCGAGCGAGCGUGCAUAGAGGCCAAGGACUUUCCAUGCCUUUCUUUCAACUUCAGGGCGUUUUUUCCAGACAAUUGUGAACUUAGCGAUCAGGACAGCCACCUUGUGCAAAUCGGAAGCCCGCUGUAUUUCGAACUCAACACACAGUUUGAUUUCUACGAAAGGGAGCCCAGUGGUGUUUUACCCGGUUGUUUGGAUGUGAGCCAAUCCUGCACUUUAGAUGGAAUGGAAUUCUCUCUGAAAACUCCCGAAGGUUUCUACGGCAGAAUCUACACAUACGGGUUUUAUGACACCUGCUUUUAUGACGGAAAUGGUGGCAACGUCAAUGUCCUCAGAAUAUCCAGAGCCAACGGUUUUCCCCGAUGCGGAACUCAACAGUACGGCGACGUGAUCACCAACAUCGUUGUCGUUCAGUUCAAUGACUACGUUCAGACGUCAAGAGACAAGAAGUACAAUCUGACGUGCUAUUUCUCUGGCCCUGGAGAAGCUGUUGUUACAUCCAAUUACCUCGAUACCAGGACGGAUGGACGAUAUCCUACUCAAAUAGAGCAUUUGCCGGCACAGAACAUCUUAACCUCAAGUGUUAUUCUGAAAGUUUUGUACAGAGGGUCACCAACGACUACGAUUGCAGUUGGAGACCUGCUCACAUUCCGGCUCGAAGCAAGAGGAAAUUUUCAUUGGGAAUAUUUUGCGGACAUAUUUGCGACCAAUGUCAUCGCCAAGGAUCCAUACUCCGGACGACAAGUGCACCUAAUUGAUGCUAGAGGGUGUCCAGUGGACCUCUAUGUAUUUCCAGAACUACAUCGAACUCCAGAUGGUGCUCUUGAAGCUGAAUUCUAUGCCUUCAAAAUUCCGGAUUCAAAUUUGCUCGUAUUUCAAGCCACUGUGCAGACUUGCAGAGGUCCUUGUGAACCAGUUAUUUGUAGCGACAAAGCAAGGCCCGGCACGUUCCCCUCUUGGGGGCGCAAGAAGAGAUCUAUUCCAGCCUCAGAAAGCGUAGAAAAUUCUCAAGCAAAUGAUACAGACAUCAUAGAGGAAGAACCUGAAGAAGUGCAUGAACUUUUGAAAGUAUAUUUGUCUCGUUCAGAUAUACCUCCAGAAGAAAGCACCCCCGUUGGUGACAAGAGUUCAACUGUUUGCGUAGCUCAAGCUGGUUAUUAUGGAAUGAUUUCAACAGUCGCCAUUUUAUUGUGCCUCGUUGUGGCAGUCGUAGCUAUGGCUUACUUCUUCAUACGGAGGACUAGAAAACUGGUGAGGAAGAUGGCUGCGACGGGUAUUUCAGCAGCAGGACCAGAAAACCCCUACGUUUCCCAGUUCCAAGUAAGAAAUUUCGCUGAUCCUAGCGAACCAAUCUACACCGAUCCAUCUUUGUUCGAAAGGCCACGGAACACUCUAAGGAGCAUGACAGCCCGUACUUUGGGGAAAUUGAACAACGAUAGAGACUGA